Pan troglodytes (chimpanzee) is the source of this 15532-nucleotide messenger RNA. Its product is annotated as POTE ankyrin domain family member B3. The transcript is spliced from 11 exons. Gene Ontology annotation, molecular function: protein binding. The record is from RefSeq and is a predicted model, not a curated record. NCBI's taxonomy places the organism in Eukaryota, Metazoa, Chordata, Mammalia, Primates, Hominidae. The coding region runs from base 4723 to 6477 and encodes 584 amino acids.
GGAGUCAUCUGUAUAUAUGACAUCUGAUGGCCCCGCCACUCAGCUAACCCAUCCACACAUGAAAUAAUAAGUAGACAAGUGCAUUGAAAAUUGUAAGUGUGACAGAAAGGUCACCACGUGAUUGCUACUAUUAUAUCGUUUUACUAUUUUGUUCUCCCAACAAUGUAUAGCUCAAAUUUAUACUAUAGGCUGUUCAUAUCCCGUAACAAAAUAUCCAUUAAUUUAUGAAUUUGAUAAAAUUCUAACUUACUGCAGUGCCCUACAAAUAAUAGUUUGGCCCAUCUGUGGUGAUGACUGUUCUGGAAGAUCUUUCUGAUGUUGAAUAACUAAUAUUGUGUUUCAAUGUUACUAUUAGGUUGGUGCAAAAAUAAUUGCGAUUUUUGCCAUUAAUCACAACUACAUUUGUGCGAACCUAAUAGUAAUGUAACAUUCUGUAUCUAACAUUUGUGGACACUGAUCGAAUAUGCAGUAUUCGGGGGAGAAGUUGGUGGAAGAGAUGUGUGUUGUUUUGUGAAAGAUAGUAUUCUGAGGGAAGGCAGAAAAGGGAUAUACGUAUAAGAAAAUAGUGGAUCUUGAUCAGAUGCACACUUGUUCCUAUUUACAAGAAGUCUACUCUGUGUUACUGAACAAAUCAACUUACAUGAAGUCAACUAAUUCCAAAGAAUUUACCAUCUAGAGAAAUUCACAUUUGUAAUAAUAAAUAGUUUUCUUAAUGACAGAAAUUUUAUAAUAUGUCUUUUUUACUUUAUAGCUAUAACCGUAGAGUUAUAAAAUCUAAAUACAGACAAGCCUACCCAGUGUUUGAUUAUAUUCAAUGAUGUUUAAAAGUAAUGGCCUCUCUUUUGUUCUUACUGGGAAAAUUAUCAUUAGCACAGUGCUUCAUGCAGGCUCUUAUUACUUCUAUCUCCCAUUGUUAUGAUUGGCAAAGCACAAAGCCAUGCUCAAAUUAGAAUGCUUGGGCACAUUGCAGUAUUUAUCACAGGGUGGACUGGAUACUGAGUUUCUUAAUUUUUAAAUAUUUCUUUCCAAUGCAAAAUUCAUGAAGGCUUAAUGUUGGGAAAUGUCUGAAUGGCUAUAAAUUCCCUUCCUAAUUCCCUCCCCUCAAUGCAUACCCAUUUUUUUUGGCUCAUUCUUAGAACUGUAGCUGUUCUUGAAUCUUUGAUGGGUUGAAGCUAAUCCACAUUCAGAUUUUACAAUCUCAUAUAAUUGCCAAAAUUCUACCCCUCAAAACACUUGUUUCUUUCUUUUUUUUCUCUUACAUUUCCUCAAAGAAAAUUAGUGAAAAAACAAUUUUUUAUUUGGUCUGAAACUUUAUGGUGGAAAUCUGAGGACAGGAAGAAAUUUAGGGACUUGUUCAUGCACUUUUGAUUUGGCGAAUGCCUGGAAUAUAUUUUUUUCUCUCUGCACAAUGCAAAGUAGUUGCACUCACAAAGUAUCAAUUAGAAAAAGAAAUUCUUUCCACAUUUCAUCAGAGUUUUAAGUGGUUACACUACAAUAAUCCUCAGCUAUUUGGGAAAUGGUAAAAAAAAAAAAAACUUUGAAGAUCAAGCCAUCAUUAUUAUUUUCACUAAAACCUAAAAAUUCAGCCACAAUAUGUCAAACCAGUUGGGACAGGACUUCCUUCCACUAAUUUAGUUUUUACUGCUGGAUACCUGAUGGGCUACUUACUAUAUCAGGUGUCUGAUAGGGCAAAUUGUACCUGGAGAUAAAAAAAAGAAGAAAAAAACAGGCUCCACCCCCUAGCAGCAGAAUACAGCAGAACAUUUAGGUACCCACAGAACAUAAACCAAAAUGGACUGUAUCCUGGAUUUUAACAAACAUUAAGAAUUUUUUAAAAACUGAAAUCCUGUAGAAUGUAUCCUCCAGCCAAAAUGGCAUCAAAUUAAAAAUAAAAAAGUAAAAUAACAGCAGAAUCUUAAAUACUUGAAAAAUAAACAGCAUACUUUUUUAGUUCUUUUUUUUUACAUUUUUAUUUAUUUUAAGUUCUGGGGUAGGUGUGAAAGAUGUGCAGGUUUGUUACAUAGGUAAAUUUGUGCCAUGGUGGUUUUCCCUACCUAUCAACCCAUCACCUCGGUUUAAGCCCAGCAUGCAUUAGAGAUUUUUCCCGAUGCUCUCCUCUCCCUCCCCCAUCCACAGGCCCCAGUGUGUGUUGCUUACUUCCCUGUGUCCAUGUGUUCUCAUUGUUCAGCUCCUACUUAUAAGUGAGAACAUUAGAUGUUUGGCUUUCUGUUUCUGCAUUAGUUUCCUGAGGAUAAUGGCUUCCUGUUCCAUCCAUGUCCCUGCAAUGGACAUGAUCUCCUUCAUUUUUAUGGCUGCAUAGUAUUCCAUGUUGUAUGGGUACUGCAUUUUCUUCAGCCAGUCUAUUACCGAUGGGCAUUUAGGUUGAUUCCAUGUCUUUGCUAUUGUGAAUAGUGCUAAACAGCAAGCACACUUCUAAGGAGAACGUCUCAAGGGAAACAAUUAAAUAUAUUAAACUGAAUAAAAAUAAAAAUACAACAUAUCAAACUUGAUUUAACACAGUUGACGUCAGUGCUGAGAGGAAAAUGUAUUUCACUAAAUAUGUAUAAUAGAAAAGUAGAAAUCUCUCAAAAAUUCAAGCUAUCACAUCAAGAAAGUAGAAAAUAGUAGCAAAAUAAAAUCAAAACAAAUAUAAGAAAGAAUAUAAUAAGGAUAAGAGCAGAAAUAAAUGAAACAGCCAAAAGAAAACAACAAAGAAAAGCAAAGAAAUAAAGCUGGUUCUUUGAAAAUAUCUAUAAAAUUGACAAACCUAACUAAUAAUGAUAAAGAAAAAAGGGAUGUCAUAAAUUACCAAUUUCAUGAAUGAAAUGGGCUAACAUUAGCAGUAGAACUCAGCAAUGUACACAAAGAAUUACACAGCAUGUCCCAGUGAUGUUUACUCCAGUGACUGCACACCUAGACAUUCAUCCCACUGAAAUAAAAACUUUUUUUUUGCACUUGUAAUUGGCUUCCCCUCUGCUUUUGUUGGCAAGAGCAGGUCGGUGUCCCAGGCUUAGAAUCCAUUUUUCUCUCUCUCCGUCUGUCUCUCUGUCUCCGUCUCUGUCUUUGUCUCUGUCUCUCUCUGUCUCUUUCAUUUUUUGACAGAGUCUUGCUUUGUCGCCCAGGUUGCAGUGAUGCGAUCUCGGCUCACUGCAAGCUCCGCCUCCCGGGUUCACGCCAUUCUCCUGCCUCCCGAGUAGCUGGGACUACAGGCGCCCACCACCAUGCCCGCUAGUAUUUUGUAUUUUUAGUAGAGAUGAGGUUUCACCGUGUUAGCCAGGAUGGUCUUUAUCUCCUGACCUUAUGAUCCGCCCGCCUCAGCCUCCCAAAGUGCUGGGAUUACAGGCGUGAGCCACAGUGCCUGGCCAGAAUGCAUUUUUCCUCCCACACCAAAGCACCUGCAGUAUGGGUGAAGCAGCCUGGAGCCUGGCUGCAUAAGCCUGCACAGCAGGAGGGUCCCAGCAGGAGGGUCGAGGUGCCACUGCCUGGGUCCAGCUCACAGGCUGCCAGGGAGGCUCUGAUCUGGCUCCCUGGUGCUGGCAGUGUCCUGUUCCCAGGAUCUGCACGUGGGGGUGCCUUCCUGCAUCUCCCCAUCAGUGGUAGGUGCUCCUCCCAGCCCCCUCUUGCAGGCCUGGAGACAGCGGCCUGCACCUCAACCCUACUGCAUGCCAGUGAAGCGAAGCACCCCGGGCCAGAAGCCCCACAGCUGUUGGCCCUGGUUUGGACACCAGGCAGGGGGCACCACAGCAGGAGCUAGCAGCCCAGCCCCGAUUCUGUGGCCCCGAGUGCCCCGUUGCUGAUGGCCCUGUGUUCUGGGUGCGGACCAAGGAGGAGCAGGUGUGGAAGGCGCCUCAGGCAGGCCCUGGGCUCCGUGGGCGUCUUGUGGUGGGAGAUUUUGAGGCCAUUUGCAUCCAGCUCCGCCAACCAGAGCUCUAAGCUGCAGCAGCGGCCACCCGCAACAGCGCCACCACUAGUGUCUUGGGGGCUUUCUUCAGAGGAGGCUGUCAGCAUCCUCGAGUUCCAGGCGCUCUAGCCCCAGUCCUGCUUCAAGAGGCUUUUUCCCACCACAGGCUUCUCCUCAGUGGCCAGAAAGCUGGGCCAACUCCCAUGAACUUUGCCAGUAACGCAAGGCUGUCACUGACAUUUGUGGCGCCAAGACUUGCGCACGCGGAUUGCACACAUCGGCCACUUCCUGCACCACGUGCAAUGACACGCGCACGCUUCACGCGCACGCCGCAUAACGUCUGAGGCGCGCGCGCCCCGCACGCGCAUAACGGCUUGGCUUACCUGUAACGGGUACGCUUCGCUUCGCGUUCCUCGCUUGGCCUUGCGUUCCUAGCUUGGCUUGGCUGUUAGUCGCUUUGCCUGGUGUUUCUUGCUUGGAUUGGCGUUUCCUCCCUCGCAUUCCUUUGCUGGGCUUGACCUUUUCUCUGCUGGGUUUGGCAUUCCCUUGACUGGGCUGGGUGUUUCCUUGGGAGGGGGGGCUUGGCCUUUCCUGGGGUGGGCGUGGGGUCCCCCUGGUGGGCGUGGGCUUUCCCCGGGUGGGUGUGGGUUUUCCCUGGGUGGGGUGGGCUGGGCUCCCUUGCUGGGGUUGGCAAGUUUUGGCUGGGAUUGACCUUUCUCUUCAAACAGAUUGGAAACCCAGGGUUUCCUGCUAGUUGGUGAAACUGGUUGGUAGACGCGAUCUGUUCGCUACUACCGGCCUCCCCUGGCUGUUAAAAGCAGAUGGUGGCUGAGGUUUGUUCAAUGCCCGCUGCCUCUGCUGUGAAGAAGCCUUUUGAGCUCAGGAGCAAGAUGGGCAAGUGGUGCCACCACCGCUUCCCCUGCUGCAGGGGGAGCGGCAAGAGCAACAUGGGCACUUCUGGAGACCAUGACGACUCCUUUAUGAAGACGCUCAGGAGCAAGAUGGGCAAGUGUUGCCACCACUGCUUCCCCUGCUGCAGGGGGAGCGGCACGAGCAAUGUGGGCACUUCUGGAGACCAUGACAACAACUUUAUGAAGACACUCAGGAGCAAGAUGGGCAAGUGGUGCUGUCACUGCUUCCCCUGCUGCAGGGGGAGCGGCAAGAGCAACGUGGGCACUUGGGGAGACUAUGACGACAGCGCCUUCAUGGAGCCGAGGUACCACGUCCGUCGAGAAGAUCUGGACAAGCUCCACAGAGCUGCCUGGUGGGGUAAAGUCCCCAGAAAGGAUCUCAUCGUCAUGCUCAGGGACACUGACAUGAACAAGAGGGACAAGCAAAAGAGGACUGCUCUACAUUUGGCCUCUGCCAAUGGAAAUUCAGAAGUAGUACAACUCCUGCUGGACAGACGAUGUCAACUUAAUGUCCUUGACAACAAAAAAAGGACAGCUCUGAUAAAGGCCGUACAAUGCCAGGAAGAUGAAUGUGUGUUAAUGUUGCUGGAACAUGGCGCUGAUCAAAAUAUUCAAGAUGAGUAUGGAAAUACCGCUCUACACUAUGCUGUCUACAAUGAAGAUAAAUUAAUGGCCAAAGCACUGCUCUUAUAUGGUGCUGAUAUUGAAUCAAAAAACAAGUGUGGCCUCACACCACUUUUGCUUGGCGUACAUGAACAAAAACAGCAAGUGGUGAAAUUUUUAAUCAAGAAAAAAGCUAAUUUAAAUGCACUUGAUAGAUAUGGAAGAACUGCCCUCAUACUUGCUGUAUGUUGUGGAUCAGCAAGUAUAGUCAAUCUUCUACUUGAGCAAAAUGUUGAUGUAUCUUCUCAAGAUCUAUCUGGACAGACGGCCAGAGAGUAUGCUGUUUCUAGUCAUCAUCAUGUAAUUUGUGAAUUACUUUCUGACUAUAAAGAAAAACAGAUGCUAAAAAUCUCUUCUGAAAACAACAAUCCAGAACAAGACUUAAAGCUGACAUCAGAGGAAGAGUCACAAAGGCUUAAAGUCAGUGAAAAUAGCCAGCCAGAGAAAAUGUCUCAAGAACCAGAAAUAAAUAAGGACUGUGAUAGAGAGGUUGAAGAAGAAAUAAAGAAGCAUGGAAGUAAUCCUGUGGGAUUCCCAGAAAACCUGACUAAUGGUGUCGCUGCUGGCAAUGGUGAUGAUGGAUUACUUCCACAAAGGAAGAGCAGAAAACCUGAAAAUCAGCAAUUUCCUGACACUGAGAAUGAAGAGUAUCACAGUGACGAACAAAAUGGUACCCAGAAACAACUUUCUGAAGAACAGAACACUGGAAUAUCACAAGAUGAGAUUCUGACUAAUAAACAAAAGCAGAUGGAAGUGGCUGAAAAGGAAAUGAAUUCUGAGCUUUCUCUUAGUCAUAAGAAAGAAGAAGGUCUCUUGCGUGAAAACAGCAUGUUGCGGGAAGAAAUUGCCAUGCUAAGACUGGAACUAGAUGAAACAAAACAUCAGAACCAGCUAAGGGAAAAUAAAAUUUUGGAGGAAAUUGAAAGUGUAAAAGAAAAGAGUGAUAAACUUCUAAAGGCUAUACAAUUGAAUGAAGAAGCAUUAACGAAAACCAGUAUUUAAGUACAGUGGACAGCUUAGGAUUUUGACAACUGAGAAUGCUCAGUUCUGAACUGGAGAAUGUAAGACACAGCUAGGAAACACUGGAAAUGGAAAUUCAAUCAUGUCAUUGUAGACUGACGACUGCUCUACAUGAUUGUGAUCAAAGUCAGAUAGCUGAAAGGGACUUCUUUCCAGAGAACAAACAUCAACAGGUUUAUUUACAGGAGAAAAUGAAUUCUCAUAUAUCUCACCUAAAAGAUAACAGUGAGAUUCUGAACAACUCUAAUGCUGACAGUAAAAUUAACAACCCAAAAAUUAAGCUCCAUCACACAGGAUAAAUUCUGAGAGAAAAGAUGAGGCAGGCCACCAUCUUUCCUGUUUGGGCAACUUAGUCAUUCCAGCGUGCGGGCUUUGGAGAGUACAAACUCACCAGGGGCAGAAGAGAUCCUGUGGCAUAGCACAGCUGCUUUACCAAAUCAUGGCCAGAAUGCUUCUGUAAGCAGGCCCCUGAUCCUGUUCCUCGUCACUGGACAGGAUCUCCCACCUGAGGCCUCCAGCUACACCCACCAGUGUUCCCUGGCCAAUGGAGAUUUGAAACCUACCUGGGACAGAGUUCCCAGAGAGAGGGGUGGGCCAUGACCUUUGUUGUUUGGGCAACUAACCCUUCUGGCCUGUGGGCUUUGGAGAGCCCAAGCUGACCAGGGGUGGAAGUGGUACCUCAGCACAGAACAGCCACCCUGUGAAAACGUGGCCAGACUCUUGUUUAAGCCAGUCCCGAACCACAUUUCUAAUCACUGGGUGGAGCCUUUCAACCAGGGUCUCCAGCCACCUUCACUGCUGUUCUCUGGCUGACAGAGGUUUCAGGCCUCCCUGAGUCAGCGCUCCCAGGGGGAGGACCAGACUGUCAUCUUUGCUGUUUGGAUGACUCAGCCAGUUCAGUCUUAGAGUUUCAGAGUGUCUGAGGAGACCAGGGGCUGAAGUGAACCCCCAGCACAGCAUAGCCACUCUACAAAAACGUGGCCAGACUUCUUUUUUAAACAAGUCUCUAUUCCUGUUCCUCCUGACUAGGCAAGACUUCUCAACUUGCUUCCAGUCACAUCCUACAGGUGUGUUCAGAUUGGCAACAGGUUCAUACCUCAGAGGUACAGAGCUCCCAGAGGAAAGGGCAGGCUAUCGUCUUUGCUUUUUCGCAGGCUUCACUGCUGAUACCUUCAGCCACUGGAAAAUACGAGGCAAUUGGCGACUGGAGUGGACCCCCAGCAUACCACGGCAGCCCCACAGAAAAGUGGCCAGACUGUUAUGUGGGUGCCCAUUUCCAUAUCUCCUUGAUGGGCAGGUCUUCCUGGCCUGGGUCUCCAGCCAGCCCCCCACUUGAGCUUUCAAGCCAGUAGCAACUCAGCAACUCCCUGGACAGAGCUUCCAGGAGCAACAGAAAUCCUCUCUGCCACUGCCUCUGCAGUGGAACUGCCCUUGCUACCCUCAGAAUAUCAAGGGAGCAAAGACCCUAAGUGCCAUAUUGACACCUCCAACAAGCUGCAGUUGACACAAGGAACAAGUCAGUCCAUCUUCCAUGGGUACAACACACCCCUUACUGCUCAUCACCAGACAAGGAACCCUGGCUUGGGCCCACAGCACAGACCCUCCAUCCUGGGGUGAUUACAUUAAGUAACUGCUAACUUACACCUCUCUAGGGUGGAGCCCCCAGGAGACAAGGAAAGUGGUGGAGCCGCAAGUCAGCUGAUGUGGAGCCCGGAGGGCAGGGACAUCUAUGUCUCUAGGCUCCACUUGCUCUUAUGAGACACUUUAUCCCAGCACUUAAGGAGUGCUGAGGUCAGACCAGCCCCAUCUCACGUGCAAGAUUGCCCAGCACAGAUCGGGUCUAAGAGUUCUCUUCCUAAAAAAGGGGACUUGCUUAAAAAAGAAGUCUGGCCGCGUUUGUGUAGAGCAGUUGUGCUGUGCUGAGGAUUCACUUUUGAGAGAGUUCUCCUCUGAGACCUGAUCUCUGCUGGGCAGUCUUGCACAUGAGAUGGGGCUGGUCUGACCUCAGCACCCCUUAGUCUGCUUGCCUCUCCCAGGACCCCAGCCAGGCCACACCUGCUUAGAGGGCACUUUCGGGUGCCCACACCAUAGCUUCUGUACAAGCGGACCGUGGCUGAUCAGUGGAGAGCUGCAGCAAGGUGACCUCUACAGCCACGUACCAGCCUGCACAUUACCUCUCCAUACUGCAGCCCUUUAUAUGGAAACUUCCUACAUCACUUUGCUGUGUGUGUUUACACAGGUGGGUUUUGUUGUACUUGCCCUAACAGCAUAUGGGAAUGCAGCACACACCCCAACCCACACCAACUGCCACUGAAGAUGAAGCCAUGGUGGGCACAGAACCAAAAACCCCACCCCUGCUAGCAUCUCACUCUUGAGGUAAUGCUGUGCAGAGGAAAAGGGACCUUCUUAUACCCUGAGUGACCACUGUUGCUUGGGGGGGAUCAGAGAAGGCACCUUCACUGGCCAGCCACCCACCCCAAACCAGCACUACCUCCAGUGCAACAGCACACACAGUCAGCAGGGGCCCCCUGGCCCACACCCCAGCUAUUUUUCCUCUACCACUAGGUGAAUGCCCACAGGGAGGCAGGGACUUUUGCAUCUGCUAGCAUUCUGCCACAGCUGCCGCACUUUGGUCCCCUCAGUGCAGUGGACUCCAAACCUCGAGGAGCCAGAGAACAAAGUUGUGGCCCAAUACAAGUUCCCCAGAGUUAAAGCACACAGUCCAAGAAUUGGGAGCUGCAUGUUGGCCCCUUAAAAUCCUCCAAAAACAAAACCUGUUGGCUGAAUCCACCUUACACCACAAUCAAAUCCUCAGGGUCAUCAGAUAUAAUAAAGGAAAAAUACCCUGUCCAAAGGUCAGCAACCUCAAAGAUUGAAGGUGGAUAAGCCCAUAAAGAUGAGAAAAAGACUCUGUGCAAGAACACUGAAAACUCAAAAAUUCAGCAUGCUUUCUUUUCUCCAAAUGACUGCAUCAACUCUCCAGCAAGUGUUCAGAACUGGGCUGAGGCUGAGAUGUCUGAAAUGAUACAAGCAGAGUUCAGGAUAUGGGUAGGAACAAAGUUCCCUGAGUGAAAGAAGUAUGUUGUAAUCCAAUACAAGGAAGCUAAAAAUCAUUGUAAAACAUUGCAGGAACUAACAGACAAAAUAGCGAGUAUAAAGAAAAUAACUGACCUGACAGAGCUGUAAAUCACACUAGAAGAAUUUUCAUAAUGCAGUCACAUGGUGAUUGUGUGUGAUUGCAUUAUGAAAAUUAUUGUAGUAUGUGUGGGCACCUGAGAGUGCCCUGUAAGCAGGUGUGGCCAGGCUGGGGUCCUGGGAGAGGCAAGCAGACUAGGGAGGGCUGAGGUCAGACCAGCUCCAUCUCAUGUGCAAGACCAUCCAACAGAAUAGACCAAGAAGAGGAAAGAAUCCCAGAGCUUGAAAACUGGCUUUCUGAAAUAAAACAGGCAAACAAGAAUGGGGGAAAAAAGAAUGAAAGGGAAUGAACAAAACAUCCGAGAAAUAUGGGAUUAUAUAAACGACCAAAUCUAUGACUGAUUAAUGUACCUGAAAGAGAUGAGGAGAAUGGAACCAACUUGGAAAACACAUUUCAGAAUAUCAUUCAUGAUAAUGUCCCCAACCUAGCCAGACAGGCCAACAUUCAACUUCAGGAAAUCCAGAGAACCUCAGUAAGAUAUGCCAUGAGAAGAUCAUCCCCAAGACACAUAAUCAUCAGAUUCUCUGAGGUCAAAAUAAAAGAAAAAGUGUUAAAGGCAGCUAGGGAGAAAGGCAACAUCACCUGCAAAGGGAAUUCCAUCAGACUUAGCAGACCUCUCAACUGAAACUGUACAAGCCAGAAAAGAUAUUCAACAUCUUAAAGAAAAGAAAUUUCAACCCAGAAUUUCAUGUCCAGCAAAAUUAAGCAUCAUAAGUGAAGGAGAAACAAGAUCCUUUUCAGACAAGCAAAUGCUGAGGGAAUUCAUUAUCACCAGACCUACCUUACAAGAGCUCCUGAAGGAGGCACUAAAUAUUGAAAGAAAAGACCACCACCAGCCACUACAAAAACACACUGAAGUACACAGAUAAGUGAUGCUAAAAACCAACCACAUACAUAAGUCUGCAAAAAAGCCAGCUGACAGCAUGACGACAGGAUCAAAUCCACACAUACCAUUACUAACCUUAAAUGGAAAUGGGCUAAAUGCUCCAAUUGAAAGACACAGGGGGCAAGCUGGAUAAAGAACCAAGACCCAUUGGAGUAUGCCAUCUUCAAGAAACCCAUCUCACAUGCAGUGCCCUACAUAGGCUCAAAAUAAAGGAAUGGAGAAAAAUACUUCAAGGAAAUGGAAAAUAGAAAAAAGCAGGUGUUGCACUCCUAGUUUCUGACAAAACAGACUAUACCAAUAAAGAUUAAAAAAAAAAAAAGACAGAGGGCUGGGCGCGGUGGUUCACGCCUGUAAUCCCAGCACUUUCGGAGGCUGAGACGGAUGGAUCACAAGGUCAGGAGAUCGAGACCAUCCUGGCUAACACGGUGAAACCCCGUCUCUACGAAGAAUACAAAAAAUUAGCUGGGCAUGGUGGCGGGUGCCUGUAAUCCCAGCUACUUGGGAGGCUGAGGCAGGAGAAUGGUGUGAACCUGGGAAGUGGAGCUUGCAGUGAGCCAAGAUCGUGCCACUGCACUGCAGCCCAGGCGAGACAGUGAGACUCCGUCUCAAAAAAAAAAAAAGAGAGAGAAGGAGAUUACAAAGGUGGUCCUGACCUUUGAUAAAUCUCAUUAUUGCUUGAUACCAACCUGGGCUAUCUUUAUUGCCCAAACCAAUAGGAUAAUGUGCUGAGGUUAGGGAGCUUCUCCCCUGCAGAGAAUCCCUGAUCUCCCAAAAUUUGGUUGAUAUCUAAGGUUGAUUGCCAUACAACUCCUUUUCUGAAGUUUUUCUUAUUUCCAACAAGGCAAGUUUUCCUGCUUCCAUGAUGAUGGAGAGCAGGCACCUCCUUUCUUGAGUUUCAGCUUGCUUCUGACAGGGAAGGUGAGUGUAAGUUUUUUCCAGCUUCUAAGAUGGCAGAGAACAAGCACCAGCCUGAGACUUAUUUCCAGGUAAGUAGCUGAAUUAGAGUUUUGUCUUAAAAUUUUUCCUUAAUGACUAAAAUUUAAGAUUACUCACCAGCUGCUUUUAAUUUCUCGUUACCAUUAGAACACUCAGUAAUCAUAUGAAUUGUGCAUUUGUUUGUUUGCUUAACUCUUUUUGUUUGUUUAUGUUUGGGGUUUUGUUGUUAUUGUUUCACUUUUCUCCCAUCUCUUCCUGACUUGGUCAAAUCCAAAGAAUGCUCCAAAUUGUGGGGAACAAGGCUUCUGAAUUAGCUAAAAGUCAUGUGGCUGAAAAAUUCCAGUUAGCAGAAAUGAUUUUUUUUAACUUUUUUAUUUUUAUUUUUUACAUAAGUGGUUGCAUCUUUUGCUAGCCAAGGCCAAACUGAGGGAGUAGUGGUGGUGACCCAAAGUUAAGAUUCUGCCCUGUUCACUACAGAAACCUGAGUUUGGUUCCUAAGUCUAGUUCUUUCUGUUUGAUAUUUGUGUUACUUUUAAAAUAUCAGCAGUUUGUCCCAGCUAUGAUGUGGUAGUAAAAGAUUCAGAAGUAUUUUCUUUACAAGUUCUAUGUUGAAAAGCUUAAUUAAAAGCAAAUUUCUUUUUUUUAAAUUAUACUUUAAGUUCUGGGGUACAUGUGCAGAACAUGCAGGUUUGUUACAUACGUAUACACAUGCUAUGGUGGCUUGCUGCAUGCACCAACCCAUGAUCUAAUGCCAUCCCUUUUCUAGCCCCCCACCCUGACAGGCCCUUGUGUGUGAUGUUUCCCUUCCUGUGUCCAUGUGUUCUCAUUGUUCAGGUCCUACUUAUGAGUGAGAUCAUGUGGUGUUUGGUUUUCUGUUCUUCUGUUAGUUUGCUGAGAAUGACAGUUUCCAGCUUCAUCCAUGUCCCUGCAAAGGAUAUGAACUCAUCCUUUUUUAUGACUGCAUAGUAUUCCAUUGUGUAUAUAUGCCACAUUUUCUUUAUCCAGUCUAUCAUUGGUGGGCAUUUGGAUUGGUUCCAAGUCUUUCCUGUUGUGAACACUGCCGCAAUAAGCAUACGUGUGCAUGUGUCUUUAUAUUGGAAUGAUUUAUAUUUUUUUGAGUAUAUACACUGUAAUGGGAUUGCUGGGUCUAAUGGUAUUUCUAGUUGUAGAUCCUUGAGGAAUCAUCACACUGUCGUCCACGAUGGUUGAACUGAUUUAUACUCCCACCAACAGUGUAAAAGCAUUCCUAUUUCUCCACACCCUCUCCAGCUUCUGUUGUUUCCUGAUUUUUUAAUGAUGGCCAUUCCAAGUGGCGUAAGAUUGUAUCUCAUUAUGGUUUUGAAUUCCAUUUCUCUAAUGACCAGUGCUUUGCUUCACAUGUUCAUUGGCUGCAUAAAUGUCUCCUUUGGGAAGUGUCUGUUCAUAUCCUUUGCCCGCUUUUUGAUGGGGUUGUUUUUUUCUUGUAAAUUUGUUUAAGUUUUUAUAGAUUCUGCAUAUUAGCCCUUUGUCAGAUGGAUAGAUUGCAACAAUUUUCUCCCAUUCUGAGGGUUGCCUGUUCACUCUGAUGAUAGUUUCUUUUGCUGUGCAGACACUCUUUAGUUUAAUUAGAUCCCAUUUGUCAAUUUUGGCUUUUGUUGCCGUCGCUUUUGGUGUUCUAGUGAUGAAGUCUUCGCCUAUGCCUAUGUCCUGAAUGGUAUUGCCUAACACAAGGACAUUUCUGUGCCUGAAUGCCAUAUCUCCCAAAGUAAUUUAUAGAAUCAGUGCUAUCUCCAUCAAGCUACCAUUGACUUUCUUCCCACAAUUAGAAACACUACUUUAAAUUUCAUAUGGAGCCAAAAAAGAGCUCGCGUAGCCAAGACAAUCUAAGCAAAAAGAACAAAGCUGGAGGCAUCACAGUACCUGACUUCAAACUAUUCUACAAGGCUACAGUAACCAAAACAGCAUGGUACUGGUACCAAACCAGAUAUAUAGACAAAUGGAACAGAACAGAGGCCUCAGAAAUGACACCACACAUCUAAAACCAUCUGAUCUUUGACAAACCUGACAAAAACAAGCAAUGGGGAAAGGAUUCCUUAUUCAAUAAAUGGUGUUAGGAAAACUGGCUAGCCAUAUGCAGAAAACUGAAACUGGGCCGCUUCCUUACACUUUAUACAAAAAUUAACUUAAGAUGGAUUGAAGAGUUAAACUUAAGACCUAAAACCAUAAAAAACCUAGAAGAAAACCUAGGCCACCAAACUCAGGAGAAAUGUACUUGUAGUGAAAUGCAUGGUACAAACACACAUUCCCUGCUUCCUUAAGUGGGUGAGGUUGGUGGCUGGUCCACCUGCUCCAGGUGGAUCCUUGCAGAGGUGGCUGGUUGCUCUUUGAGCCAGCUUGGCCUUGCCUGGCAUUCACAAGCCUCAGUGCAACAACUGUGCUACAAAUGGAGCCACGCAGAAAAUGACCAGCAGGCUCAGGAGCAGGGUGUACACUGCCUUUGGGGCUCCAGUCCAUGCCUCAGGGCUCAUAUGGCACUGUGGGCUUCAUGGUUGCCAAGAGGCAGAUCACAGGCCAUCUUGUGGAGGACUUUAUGUUCAAGUGCAGAAAGCAGCCAGGAUUACAACCUAGGAGACUCAGCCUUUUGUGACCCUGGCCAGACUUAGAAUUUGGCCCCAGGCAUGACACACUCACACAGAGCAGCGUGUCAGUACCUGGGGCCUGUGCAUGCCAGGCAAAGCCAAGCUGGCUCAAAGAGCAACCAGCCACCUCUGCAAGGGUGCGCCUAGAGCAGUUGGACCAGCCGUCAAUCUCACCCCCUCAACGAAGCCGGGAUGGCCAGGUUCCCACAGCCUGAGUGGCUGCCACCUGAUGGCUGAUGGAGCAGAGGCCUGAGGAAAAGCAGAUGGCACUGGGGCCCUACCUUUAGGGUAGAAGAACUGAGGUACCAUGUCCGGCAGCAAGUGAAGUUGGUGGCUGGUCCACCUGCUCCUGGCACACCCUUGAAGAGGUGGCUGGUUGCUCUUUGAGCCAGCUUGGCCUUUCCCAGCAUGCACAAGUCUCAGUGCAACAACUGUUCUACAAAUGGAACCACACAGAGGACAUUAGAGGCAGGCUUAGGAGCAGGGUGUAUGCUGCCUUUGGUGCUCCAGUCUAUGGCUCAGGGCUCAUAUGUCACUGCGGGCUUCUUGGUUGCCAAGAGGCAGACCACAGGCUGUCUUGAGGAGGACUUUAUGUUCGAGUACAGAAAGCAGCAGGAUUACCACCCAGGGGACUUGGCGUUCUGUGGCCCUGACCAGACUUAGAAUUUGGGCCAAGGCAGGACAAGCUCACUCACAGCAGCAUGUCAGUAGCUGGAGACUAUGCAUGCCAGGCAAGGCCAAGCUGACUCAAAUAGGAACCAGUCACCUCUGCAAGGGUGCACCUGGGACAUGUGGAGCAGCCACCAACCUCAGCUACUCAAGGAAGUAGGGAUGGCCAAGUUCCCACAGCCUGAGUGGCUGCCUCCUGAUGGCUGAUGGAGCAAAGGCCUGAGGAAAAGUGGAUGGCACUGGGGCCCUACCUCUAGGGUAGAAGAACUGAUGUGCUCUGACCUGCAACAAGUGAGUUUGGUGGCUGCUCCACCGGCUCCUGGCACACGCUUGCAGAGGUGGCUGGUUGCUCUUUGAGCCAGCUUGACCUUGCCUGGCAUACACAAGCCUCAGUGCAACAUCUGUGCUAGGUAAGGAGUCACAGAGAGGAAAUGAGCAGCAGGCUCAGGAGCAGGGUGUGCGCUGCCUUUGGGGCUCCAGUCCAUGCCUCAGGGCUCGUGUGGCACUGCGGGCUUCUUCGUUGCAAAGAGGCAGACCACAGGCCAUCCUGAGGAGGACUUGAUAUUCAAGUGCAGAAAGCAGGCAGGAUUACCACCCAGGGGAAUCUGCCCUGGACAGAGAUAAAAUAUGGGCCAAAACAGAACAAUCUCACUCAGAGCAGGAUGUCGGUAGCUGUGGCCUGUGUAUGCCAGGCAAGGCCAAGGUGGCUCAAAGAGCAACCAGCCACCUCUG